CGCUUCACUGCCACUAUCCUAUAUAUCCUCCGAUUUGAGCAAAUCUAGGAACAGAAAAAAUCAAAGCUUUCCUGUGUUCUGUCACAUAUCAAAUUCAUAAUUUACCAUCGACCCUACUGCAGGCUGCAGGUUUUGAAUCCCAACGUUGAACGUCGACUCACAGUACUGGACAGGAGGGAGAUGACAUCAAAAUGUCCCCAGUGUGGGACUGUCGCUCGUUCUCUCAGUCCGUCUGACGAGAAACAAGGGAAUGUCAACGAAAAUUCUCAAGUGGGGGUGGAUCAGGAAUCAAUCAGGAAGGCAGAGGACCUAGAGUGGCUAAAAGAAAAGAACGAAAUGCUCACGCUUCACUAUAUGGUGGAAAACUCGCCGUGGAAGGACGAAGACAUGCCAGGGAUAGAACCACGCCUCGACCAUUACCCUCCCAUCUUCGAUUUCGGCGUCGCAUUCACCAUGCCCAAAAUUCUCGACUUUACUGUAAAGAAAGGAAUCAUUGAGAAAUUGCCAGCGUCGGACGAUACUGUGCGGAGACUACGUAUUGAUAUCCAAAAUUACUUCAACGAGAAAUUCGGCUUCAGAUUCACACUCGAGUAUGGCAUGCCACAAAUUGUCUCGAAGGAGCGUCUCUUCAGCUUCAGCGUGUGGACCAAUUACAAAUGCUGUCUUUCUGAGAGCAAGAAAUCGCACGUUGUGGAGGUGAUGAAGAGCGAGUUUGAGGUGGAGGAAUUGACAUGGUUCAUAUCAUACAUGAACAAGGGGCUCGCUCAGGUCCCACUACAUGGUGCCAGGUUUGUAGCUCACUCUCUCAGGGAACAUUCACUUGCUCGCCUUUGCAUUGUAGAAGAUCAAUUUUUGGCAUUUUUGGCGGUUGGACGUCAAGUUAAACGUUAA
Molecule: messenger RNA, 891 nt
Organism: Marasmius oreades (fairy-ring Marasmius)
Lineage: Eukaryota; Fungi; Basidiomycota; Agaricomycetes; Agaricales; Marasmiaceae
Exons: 2
Coding region: 181-891 (236 amino acids)
Source: RefSeq, a predicted model, not a curated record